GGACAGUCGGCAUACAGAGGGAGCACCACACACACACUCACACACACAUACACUCACUCACACACAUACAUACACUCACACAGUCAUGGAGCUGCUCUGCAUGGAGGCUGCCCCGAGAAUCCAGCGAGCCUUCCCCGACCCUACCCUCCUCUCCGACCACAGAGUCCUGCAGAACCUCCUGCUCACGGAAGACAGAUACAUUCCUAGGAUCUCUUAUUUCAAGUGCGUGCAAAAAGAAAUCGAGCCUUACAUGAGAAAAAUGGUAUCAUUUUGGAUGCUGGAGGUGUGUGAAGAGCAAAAAUGCGAAGAAGAAGUCUUUCUGUUGGCUGUGAAUUAUCUCGAUAGAUUUUUAUCUUCGGUUCCCACUCGAAAAUGUCAUCUCCAGCUGCUUGGGGCAGUCUGUAUGUUCUUAGCAUCAAAACUGAAAGAGACCAUUCCGUUGACAGCCGACAAACUUUGCAUUUACACAGACAAUUCAGUUUCGCCCGAGGAUCUGCUGGACUGGGAGAUAGUUGUCCUUGGCAAACUGAAGUGGGACCUGUCUGUGACAACUCCGAACGAUUUCAUUGAACACAUCCUGGGGAAGUUGUCCUUUCUGACAGACAGCCUGGAACUUAUCAAGAAACACAGUCAAACUUUCAUCGCCAUGUGUGCCACAGAUUUCAACUUCGCCAUGUACCCACCCUCGAUGAUCGCAACCGGGAGCAUUGCUGCGGCCAUCCGUGGUCUGGGCAUCACCUGCAGCGAUCACACUGAGGACUCUCUGACCGAACUCCUCGCCAAGAUCACCUGCACCGAGCUGGACUGCCUGAAGGCUUGCCAGGAACAGAUCGAAGCUGCUCUAACAGAGAGUUUAAAACAGUCCCAGCAGCAGCAGAACCAAGCCAUGUCAAAGACUGUACACGACCCAGACCUCACGAGCACGCCCACAGACGUGCGAGACGUCAACCUGUGAUCCAUCGUCCGUCCGUCCGACCGACCGACUGCCGCGUGUGUGUGUGUGUGUGUUUGCGUGCGCGCGUGGGGCAGCGGCCUGACUCAGCUGGUCACUCCUCCUCCAUUGCCAGCCGACAAUUCCCUUCAUAUUUCUUUUGGGGUCCACGAGGGGUGGAAACGCUGGCCGCGCGGGACCCCAAACGGAAACAGAAGUCGACAACCGAUUGUGGAGACAGGCCGUAUUCAUCCGUGGACUGUGAACCCUCGUGAGUGUGCGUGUGUGUUUGCGCCCGCGCGAGAGAGAGAUUGAUGCAGGAGGAAGCUAGCACGUUGCCACUCUGCUGCCCACACGCGUGUAGUUGGCAUGUUGGGAUAAUCCGUCUUCACGAGUCACCCCCCCCCCCCCCCCCCCCCCCCCCCCCCCCCCCCCCCCCCCCCCCCCCCCCCCAAACUAUGUGGCUGUUCGCCAGCUCUCCUCUUCCUUGUCCAAUACUGAUUUGGUUUGAUAAUGUCUGGCACCUCGGCUGCACGGAAAGUCAAAGAGCUGCACAAAGAUUGUCUCCUCAAACCAAUUGUCUUGUAAUUUAAAAAGAAAACCUAUUUUAAGGAUAUAAGCCUUGCACAAAAAAACCACAAAUAGGAACAAAGAAAUCCUGUCCCAUAGACUUGAUGUCCCCUGACUGGUUUAAAUCAGGGCUCGUAGUUUGCUAAAUGGAGCCACUCUGAUGAAUGGGACAUUUUAAUACAAUUUCUUUUAAAUGACAAAGUGCUGGAGUAACUCAGCAGGUCAGGCAGUGUCUCGGGAGAACGUGGAUAGAGGUGGCGUUUCAAAGUCGGGAGCACCUCCAGUGUUUAAAUUCCAUUUGGAAUAUUUUUGGAGGACCGCUUUCUCCAGAGAUGUUGCCUGGCAGGGGGUUGUGUUACUCCAGCACUUUGUGUCUUUUUUUCUUUCUGUGGCGGUAACUCAGCAUCUGCAGUUCCUUGUUUCUCCAUGUUCUCAGUUAAGAUGUCCCAAGUAACAGACUGCAACUAUUUUGCACGCUGAUGUACAAGAAUAUAUCUAUGUAAUAUACAGAUUAGUUUGUCGGUUUGUUUUUGCACAGUCAUCUACAAGGUUCUGAUUGUACAUAAUAUUUAAGGGCGUGAAAACAAAACGGCAACUGUAGCAAACAAGUUACUGACAAUAAGAUUGAGGCUCGAAGCUUAUGGAUUGCCACAUCCCCUGUUAAAUGUUCAUACAUAUCAUACUGCGUUCUCAAAUGUUAGAAUAUGUACUAUUCUACAUUUCAUCGAUCGUCCUCCCCUUUGAUCUGUAAUUUUCACACCUUACCCUUCCAUCUCUCUGUGUCUCCCUCCCCCCUCACUCCCUGGGAGUCUGAAGAAGGGUCUCGACCCGAAACGUCAACCAUUCCUUCUCUCCAGUGAUGCUCCCUGUCCUGUCCCGCUGAGUUACUCCAGCGUUUCUGUGUCUACCUUCGGUUUAAACCAGCAUCUGCAGUUCCUUCCUACACGUUCGAAUAAAAUGUCACCUGCUUUAAGCUG
Molecule: messenger RNA, 2478 nt
Organism: Leucoraja erinaceus (little skate)
Lineage: Eukaryota; Metazoa; Chordata; Chondrichthyes; Rajiformes; Rajidae
Gene: ccnd3
Product: cyclin D3
Exons: 5
Coding region: 86-955 (289 amino acids)
Biological process (GO): mitotic cell cycle phase transition; regulation of cyclin-dependent protein serine/threonine kinase activity; positive regulation of G1/S transition of mitotic cell cycle
Cellular component (GO): cyclin-dependent protein kinase holoenzyme complex; nucleus; cytoplasm
Molecular function (GO): cyclin-dependent protein serine/threonine kinase regulator activity
Source: RefSeq, a predicted model, not a curated record